AGAAAAACGAGGUGCCCUGAACGCCUCAUUGUUCUUAUGGAACCACGUUACGACAGCAUCUUGGCUGACACUGGUGCUGUGAGCCUGUACCUUCGUCCAGUUGGGUCUGAAGAUUCCUGAUGCAGGGUCAUGGCCCUGAAGCUCAUCCAGAGAUUUCCGCUGCUCGGGCAGUUCGGGAUUCUCCGUUACCCUCCGGUUGGACCUGUGCUCCCCUCCAGGCUGCUGAGGACCAGGAGUGAAGGCCAGUCCUCAUGUGUAGGCUACGUGCUCACCUCAUCCAGCAGCAAGAAGCUCCAAUCGGACUAUGGGAUAAGAAACCUGACCACCAUCGUCAAGGAGCCAUCCUUCGUCGUCAGCUCUGUGGGUCUCCACAAAGACUCAUCCCCUCGGUUCCGUCUGACCCGGCUGCACCAACCCACCGCUGCAGAGGAUCAGGCCUUCCAGCAGCGCCUCACAAACUGCUCCUCAUCCCGGCAGGUCUUCAAACUGCUGCGCUCCGUGGAGAUCAUGUCUGACACCAUGGCUGCUGCAGCACUUCACCGUGUGGCCGACCUGGAGCAGGAAGGUGCCUCCCUGAAGGACCCCACGGUGCUGGAGAAUGACACCCUCCGAGCCCUGUGCUUCCGGCUGGAGCAGGACUCUGGGUGGCUGACGGAUGCUGGGAUAGUAUCCACACUCUUGGCUGGCACUCGCCUCUUCAUGGACCCUUGGAGCACACUGAUGGUGCGGCUGGUGUCUGAGAGCCAGGAGAGGCUGGACAGAGGGCAGAUGAGCGUGAGGCAGCUGUGUAACCUGGGCCAGGCCAUGCUGGCUAUAGGGGGGUCCAGCUGUGUGAUGCUGGAGCAGGUGAUGAAGCAAAUCCAGGAACCUGCCGAUUGGAGCCUUGAAGAUCUCAUCGCUGCUUAUAUGUUGAUGCAAGGUGGCGUGGGUCAGGAUGGGAAAUACCAUCACCUGCUGAACGCAAUGCACACCCACGCCAGGAAAAUGACCUAUUGCAUGGACCCUCCUGCUGUCAGCGGGCUGCUUGGCGCUCUGGUGUCCCUGAACCAGAUGCAGGCCAUGCCUCUUGUCAUCAGUCUAUGCAAGCAGUCCGUCCACCAUGUCCCCCACUUCGCAGACGAUGAACUCACCGCUGUGCUCGGGGCCCUAAUGCACUUUGGUUACAGCGAUCAUGACUUUGUGGAGGCAAUGGAGAGGUAUGUUCCCCAAAUGGCCUUCACCUCCCACCCUGAGACAGUAACCAUGGUGAUGCAGUUCUUUGGCCGGAGGAACAUCCUGUCAGAGACUGUGUUUGACGCCAUUGCAGAGAGCUUUGUGUACCGAGCGGACGACUACAGCACCAGCCAGGUGACGAGGCAGAUCAUGGCUCUCGGGAAAUUCGGCUACCUUCCUCCCAACGCAGCAGAUGUGUUCAGGAAAGUUGAAACCAUCCUGUGUACACGCUUGUCGCACUUUCAGCCCCGAACGCUGCUCAACCUGCUCCACUCCUGCACCCUGAUGGAGAGGUUCCCUGUUAAUUUUGUCCCCAAAGUUUUCAACAAUUUCUUCCUACAGGAACUGCAAGAGGAGAGCACGGGACUGGACCCGAUCGCCAUGGCACAGCUGACCCAGCUCUACAUGACUUUGAAGCUGGAGUGUCCUAACUACAAGGGUCUCAGGCUCCACCGCAACUACCGGGUCAAGUCUUUCCUCACAUCCGGACGCUCUCUGGAAACCUCAGUGGACGGACAGCUGUACAACUCUGUGAAAAAUGGACUGGUGCGUUUGCUCGGCGCUCGGUCAAACUUUGGAUCCAAAGUUUUGACACCGUACUGCUACACACUGGAUGUGGAGAUCAAACUUGAUGAAGAGGGGUAUGUGCUGCCUGCCAGUCAAAAUGAUGACGUCCACAAAAGGAUAGCUCUUUGUAUCGACGGACAAAAGAGGUUUGCUACAAACAAGAGGCAACUACUUGGAAAAGAGGCUACCAAGCAGAGACACCUGAGGCUUCUGGGAUAUGAAGUUGUUCAGGUUCCUUACUAUGAGUUUGAACUGCAAAAUAAGACCAGUGCCAUUGAGUAUCUGCACCAAAAAAUCUUCCCUCACACGUACAGGAUGAGCUGGUGAUGAUGUCACUCGGUAUGCUGUGAUUGUCUUUUUUUGAGCCCUUUCUUCUAUAAAGGAAUUUGUAUUUAUUUUUUCAAAUAAAUGUAUAUAAAUGAAA
This is a messenger RNA of Trematomus bernacchii (emerald rockcod), 2203 nucleotides long. RefSeq names its product FAST kinase domains 3 (gene fastkd3). Lineage: Eukaryota; Metazoa; Chordata; Actinopteri; Perciformes; Nototheniidae. Gene Ontology annotation, biological process: regulation of mitochondrial mRNA stability; mitochondrial RNA processing. The transcript is spliced from 7 exons. Gene Ontology annotation, molecular function: RNA binding. Bases 130 to 2106 code for a protein of 658 amino acids. The record is from RefSeq and is a predicted model, not a curated record. Gene Ontology annotation, cellular component: mitochondrial matrix; ribonucleoprotein granule.